Messenger RNA from Bursaphelenchus okinawaensis, 2365 nucleotides. The record is from the annotation of a GenBank genome assembly. Lineage: Eukaryota; Metazoa; Nematoda; Chromadorea; Rhabditida; Aphelenchoididae.
AUGGGUAACAUCUUAUCCUACUUUUAUUCGGACUUCCAAACUGAAAAAACGGAUGAGUUGAAGAUAAACGAUGGCUUAAUACAAGGACUUACUUACACAUACAACGAUGGCUACGUUGGAAGUGCGUACAUGAGUGUUCCUUAUGCAAAACCACCAGUUGGAGAGCUGAGAUUCAAGGUAAACAAUAGGAUUCAAUAAAGCCUUAUCUUCUUCCAGAAGCUGGUUUUAAUUUUAUAUAAUAGUAUUCUUGAUAACAGUUUUUAUACAAUUUUUUAGAAGCCAGAAGCAUCAGAACCGUGGGAAGGCAUCAAAGAUUGUACCAAACUACCUCCACGAUGUCCACAUCAAGACAUGCUACACGAGAAGUUGACCGGGAACAUCUCGAAAUCAGAAGACUGUCUUUAUCUGAAUGUAUUUUUACCUGGAACUGUAAAACGAGGUCGGGACUUGCCAGUUAUGGUUUAUAUACACGGUGGAGCUUUUGUUGUACAUUCGUCAUCUCAUGUUGGAGACAGUAACGUUGUCAAGUAAGUGUGGGUAAUCUUGUUGUAAAAAACGCCGUUUAUAUGUAAAUUUAGGUAUUUAUUUCUAUAAUAUUGUGUAUUUAGGUACCUUUGCUCAAAAGAAGUGAUCGUAGUGACAUUAAACUAUCGAAUUGGUAUCUUUGGCUUCAUUACAACAUCUUCACCAUCGUGUCCAGGUAACAAUGCUUUCUGGGACAUGCACAAAGCUCUACAAUGGGUUCAAGACAAUAUUCAUCAUUUUGGAGGUGACAAAAGUAAUGUCACAAUCUUUGGGCAAAGUGCUGGCGGAGCAGCGGUUGAUUUCCUCGCUUUGUCACCACAUACACAAAACUUGUUCAAGCGGUACAUAGGUAUGGCAGGGACCGCUUAUUCUACUCAUUCUCGACAAACGAGUGACAGAUUGAGGGUGGAAUGGAUACAUUAUGCUGAAAAAGUGCUAGGAUUUGAGUAUGAUGCUGAAGAUACGAAGGAGGAGGUUGAUGACAAGUUAUUGGAGUUUUUAAGGUAAUGCAAUGUGUUUUAUCUGUUGAAAUUUACUUUAUGGCAGAGUAUUUUAGCUAUAAACAUUUUGACUGGUUUGUAGCGUUAUUUGUGUUUUGUCUAAAGACUUUUGGUUCGGUUAAAAUGCUAGUUUUAAUUUUUUAUUAAAAGUAUUUUGCAGGUCUCAACCAUCAGAUAAAAUGGAAAUGAGUAUGAUGCCAGAUAAACGACUUACUAUCAACAAAGAUGGUCGUGUUCGUGUGGCACCAGUAGUUGAUGGGGACUUUUUCCCAAAAGAUUUCAAAGAUCUGAGGAAAAACGUACCUAAAAAGCAGAUUCUUCUUGGAGUGACACAGUGGGAGGGAUUACUCUUCAGUAAGUUGUUUUACUACUUUAAUAUGGGUAUUUUUAUCAGUUUUUUAUUGUAUAUCACGGUGAUAAAAAUUUUUUACAGUGUACCUUGAUGAUAAGCACUCUAACUGAAGUAUAAUUUUUUUAAAUAUUAUAUUAUUACUGUCAUAACAUGUGACCCUUAUUAAUAAAAAUACAUUCUAGUGUUAUUGAAGCCAUCAUACAUUCAAUUUGCUCGUGAACUGAUGUUAUCGACACUGUUAAGAUACGAUUUGCCGGAUUCAGCUGAUGAAUAUGUUCAGAAAGCUGUGGAUAGUUUUAUUGACCUAGAACAACCAGAGAACUCAUUGGAACACAAACAACAAAUCUGUAAAGUGAUAUCUGAUGUUAUGUACAACACCAACAUGAGGUAUUUGGCAGAAGAGUCAAUAAAGAAUGGCCAUGAAGUAUACAUGUACACGUUUGAGUACUGUAGAAGCAAUGUUGGUGGUCUGUUGGGGUAUCUGUUCCCGUUUAGAGGUAAGGGAUGGUUAUUAGGUAUCUAUAGAUAGCUUGGCUUAUUAGUAGGUAGAAUCGAUUUUAUUUUAUCUAUUUGUCAACUUUUUGGUAUAAUAUUAAGUAAACGACUUAAUAUUAUCACAAACCAACUGCAAACACUAUAACACAUCUUAUAACUCGUUAAUCUAGGUAAAAUUAAUUUUUCAGGAGCUACCCAUACGAUAGAACUAGCCUAUCUUUUUGGAAGAUGUAUAACAUCAACCCAUUUCACUCCAUCCCCGCAGGAUCUGAAAGUUUUGGACCGAUUCACAAAUUAUUUUACAAACUUUGCAAAAUACGGUAACCCGAAUGGAGCUUCAGAAGAAGUGUGGCUACCCAUAACAGAAGAUGAGCUGGAAAGAAAUAUGGUGAUAAAAGAAGAGACAGACGAGAUGCAAGACAAGUUCGGUGAAGGAAGGUUCAAGAAGUGGAGACGGAUAUGGCCAAACAUCUGGGAGAUGAAAAUGGUUUGA